Paramecium sonneborni is the source of this 4492-nucleotide messenger RNA. NCBI's taxonomy places the organism in Eukaryota, Ciliophora, Oligohymenophorea, Peniculida, Parameciidae. The record is from the annotation of a GenBank genome assembly.
AUGAAAACGAAUAUAUUUACUCGAUCUGAUAAAUAAAGUAAGGAAGAGUAGCUACACAAUAAUAAAUAAGAUUGCUUAGUUAAUGAGAUUAAUAUUAUUUCUCCUGUUGAUGUAGAAAUGUAGAUACUUAAUUCUUCAUAAAUCCCUGUACAAAUGAAAAAUCCAAUUGAAUCUACUAAAAAGGUAAUGGGAUGAAUUAAAUUAGCAGAUUCAAAAGAGAGACACUUAAGUAACAAAAAUUUUCAAAGAUGCAGGACAUUUAAAAAAAGAAACAUAAAAAAAUACAGAUUUUCAAGUGAAUUCUUAAUGUUCAAUUUAAGCUGAUAAUGAAAUUAAGUUAUAUCAAAAAAGAGUAUUCAGCUUAUAAAAUGAAAAUGAAAAGAAAUAUGAUAUUCACUAAAAUCAAAUUCCUUAGUCAGUAAAGUUAUUGAAAACUGAUAUACUUAAGCAUAAAAAAUAAGCUAAAGUUAUUUAAGUCACUAGAUUUAAAGAUAGAUGUACUCUUUUAAAAGAGUUAUUUUUUAUCAGCACAAUUAAGGCAAUAAUUACAAUUUAUAAAAAAAUAAUAAAAUUUCACAAAACAGUCAAUAUAAAGGAUUUGCCAGAAUUAUCUGAAUAAGAUUAAAUCGAGUCAUACAGCCAUGAUUAUGUAAAUUAGAUAAGAUAAGAAUUAAAACUCAAAUAAGAGUUUAGCUUUUACAACUUAUUUUUUUGGAAAUUUAAUUCAUGUUUUACUCUCAUAAUGUUGAUUUUAGGAAUGAUUGAAUCAAACUCAAAUUUUAUUAUUUCAUUAUUGUUGUAUAAUAUUAUAGAAAAUUUUCAGAAUAAUGAUAAAGAAUAAGCUUAAUUGAAUGCAUUAUAUUUAGCUUUUUUAUCAAUAAUUACAAUAAUUGGAAGACAUUAUCAAUAGUAAAUUAUUUUAAUAAAUUGUAGUAUAUAGUUAAGUAAGUUUGGAGGAAAACUUCGAUAAAUUCUAAUGUAUAUUUUGAUUGAGAAAAUCUCGACUCUAUCCAAUUGUUCAAUUUAGAAAUCGAAUUCUGGUUCCAUUCUAAAUAUUAUAUGCAGUGAUUUAUCAACUUUAGAAUGGUAAUAUGGAUACAUAUAUUGCAUACCAAUAGUUCCAAUUUCCUUAUUAUGUUCUGGUUGUAUUUUGUGGGUAAAGUUGAUUAUAAAGAUUUUAGCUUUAAUUUUAAGGACCAUAUGGUUUAAUGGCAGUAAUGAUAUGUAUCAUUACUUAUCCAACUUAAACAAUUAUUUAAAAAUGCAUAUAAUCUAUGAUAAAAAAACUCAAAUAAUAUUAAGAUUUAAGAUUAAAAUAACAAACUAAUUUUUUAGAUAAUAUUUAAACUAUAAAAAUGUAUUGUUGGUAAGAGACUGUCAGAUAAAUGAUAUUAAAAACUAGGCAUCUUGAAUGGAAAUAAUAUAUUUUAAUUUAGAUAUUAACUUUAAUUGAUAGAUCAAUAAAUUAAUCAAUAAAUAUUUGGGGUUCCUUUUUAUUUUUAAUCAUCAUUUAUAAUUUAGGUAUUCCUCUAAAUCUAUAGAAGAUAAUUUUAACUAUACAAUUAAUGGCAUCCAUAAGAUACUAUUGUGUACAUCAAGUAUCAUAUGGGUUAAAAGCUAUUAUUAAUUUAAAUGUUAUUUUUAAAAGAAUUAAAAAUUUUACAUUAAUUUAGCCACUUUUUGCUUAAAUUUUUGAAUUUUAAAAUGAUCACCCAAAUGCUAAUGCAUAAAGUUAUUUAGAACUCUCAAGCAAUAAAGAAUUAAGCUAAUUUUCUUUAAUAAAAUUAACAGAAAAAACCAAUCCAUAAACAAAGAUAAGUUUUUAAGUUUUAUAAGAUGAAGCAAUUUAAAUUCGUUCUGUUUAUUGUUAUUGGGAUAUGUAAAAAUAGCCAUUGCUAAAAAAUAUAAACUUUACUGGGAACAGAGGAUAAUUGAUUAGUAUUAUAGGUAAAACUGGAUCAGGUAAAACUACAUUCUUAUAAUUAAUCUUAAAAGAAAUCCCUUACAUUUAAGGUUAAUUAGAAUUAGUAGAAAAUUUAACAUUUGGUUAUGUUGAAUAAGAACCAUUUAUAAAUCCAAGUACAAUAAAAGAGAACAUUUUAUUUGGUAGAGAAUACAAUUAAGAAUUAUUUCAUGAGGUAAUAAAAAUAAAUAAUUUUAGGUUUUGAAAGCAUCUAAUUUUUUAUCAGAUUUAGUUAAUCUUCCAGAUUUGGAAAAUACAAUAAUUGGAGAAAAUGGUGCAACAUUAUCAGGUGGUUAAAGAGCUAGAUUAAGUUUAGCAAGAGCUUUAUAUGCAAUGCCAAGUGUUUAUUUAUUGGAUGAUCCACUUUCAGCAGUGGAUUCAAAAGUUGCUAAACAUCUUUUUUCUUAGGCUAUCUAAUAAUUUAUAUUUUAAUAUUAAACAACUAAAAAUAAAAAUUAACCAAGUCCAAUAGUGAUUAUGACUACUCAUUAAUUAUCUUAUGCAUUAAAAUGUGAUUAUAUAGUUGUAUUAGAAGAAGGAUAAAUAAUUUGUUAAGGUAAAGCAAAUGAAGUUGGUUUAUAAAUAGAGAAGAUAUUAAAUAUAUAACCUGUUGAAAUUAUUGAAAGCAAUUAAAAUUCUAAAAAUAGAUAAUAGUAAUCUUUAGAUAUCAAAAAGAAAUAAAAUUCAGAAAAUCUAUUUUAUUAACCAACAAAUCUUCUAACUCCAAAUUAACAAGUUAUUAAAACAAUUAAAUAGUUAUUACUUUAUGUGACUAGAUCAAAAUUAUUUAUAAUAUUAGUAUUAAAUGUAUUAACUGAAAUAAUUAGAAAUUUAUUUUAUAGAUUACUUACACUAAAUGCAGAUGAUGAAGGUAUAAGAAAAUAUGCUUUUAUUAUAUUGUUUCUAGUGUUAACUAAUUUAAUUAAUAAUAUACUAAAAUAUUCUAUUUGUAGUUAUGUAAUUUUGGAUAUGAAUAAUUAAAUAUUUUCAAAAUCAAUGUUAGCUCUAUCUAAUGGAAAAAAAGGAUACUUUGAUAAAUUACCAAGUGGUAUUAUAAUAAAUAAAUACUCUACUGAUUUAUCAAUAUUAGAUAAUCAAAUGCCUAUAGUAUUAAUUGAUAUAUUUGAGGAUGGUUGUUAAUUUAUUACAUCUCUAUUGAUGAUAGGAUUUCUUUAGCCAUUCUUUUUUUUACCAAUAAUGCUUACAUUAUUCUUAAGUUAUAUUUUAUUUAAGACAGUUGUUUAGGUUUUAUCUUAACUAAAGAUAAAUGAUUUGAGUUAAAGGGCUCCUUAACUAUCAUAAUUUAAGAUAUAUAUGUAAGGUUUGACUCAUUAUCGUUUAUCAAAUUAAUUCAACUAACUAAAAUAGAGAUUUUUUAUAUUAGCAAAUAAUAGUUUUAAAUCAAAUUAUUUAUAUCAUUAGACAUAGAAAUGUUUUUCAUAAUAUGUAGAUUUGAUAGCUUUAUUUACAAAAACAUCAGGAACUUAUUUAAUAAUAGCAUUCAUUGAAGAUAAUUCAUUAUUUUCAUAAGCAUUAUUAUUAUUAUAAUCAUUUCACUCUUAGAAUACACUUCUAAGAUAAUUAAUGGAAUUGAGUGGAUUAUUCAAUUCAUAUGAAAGAUUAUUGGAUAUAUUAGAGAUUGACUAGGAAAAAGACAAUGAGAAUAGUAAAUUAAUAUUACCUAAAGCUUGGCCUAAAUAGGGAAGUAUAGAAUUACGAAAUUUAUCAUUAUAAUAUGAUGUAACGUAGAAAGCAGUAUUAAAAAAUAUUGAGAUGGAAAUAAAACCUGAAGAGAAGAUAGCUUUUGUAGGUAGAACAGGUGCUGGUAAAUCAUCUUUAAUAGCAGCUUUAUUUAGAAUGGUUGAAAUAGAUUCAUAGAGUUAAAUACUUAUAGAUGGUUGUGAUGUAAAAGGAUUGUCUUUAAAUCAAUUAAGAAAAGCUUUAGCAAUAAUCCCAUAAUAACCACUUUUAUUUUAUGGAUCAAUCAAGUAAAAUUUAGAUCCAUAAAAUUUAUAUACUGAUUCAGACAUUUGGAAAGCUUUAUCAGAAGUUAACAUGGAUAGUUUGAUAGAAUAAUAAAAGUUAUUAUUGAAUUGUGAUAUUAUGGAUUUAAAUUUAUCAGCUGGUCAAAAAUAGUAAUUAUGUCUAGCUAGAGUAAUUUUAAUGAGAAGAAAGAUUCUUAUUCUAGAUGAAGCAUCUGCAAAUAUAGAUAUUUUAACUGAUUAAGCUAUUCAAGAAAUUAUAAGAUCUAAAUUUAUGGAUUGUACAAUAUUAACAAUAGCACAUAGAUUAAAUACUAUUGCACAUUAUGAUAGAGUGAUAGUUUUAGAAAAUGGAGUAAUUGUUGAAUAAGGAAAUCCUUUUGAAUUAUUAAGUAAUGAUUAUAAUUCUGAAAGUAUCAAUAAAAAAACCAAAUUCUCAGAAAUGGUACUUGAAACUGGAAAUAAAAAUGCUUAAUAGAUUUUUAUUAUGGCUAAAGAAUCUUUUUGUAUCUAAUAAUUAAAAAAGAAACAAAAAGUUAGAUAAUGA